AUGGUUUCGAAAACUUGUGAUGAUGAGCUGCCAGGAUUUGAAGUUCCCGCAGCGGCGGAGGGCUCUCAAAAGGAGGUUGCGAAUACCAAAAAGAAAAGUUCUGGAGGGUUUCAGUCCAUGGGGUUUAGCUUUCCGGUUCUGAAAGGUAUUACAAAGAGAGGCUACAAGCAACCGACUCCGAUACAAAGAAAGACAAUUCCAAUAGCAUUGGAAAGUAAAGAUGUUGUAGCUAUGGCUAGAACUGGUUCCGGUAAAACAGCUUGUUUUGUCUUACCUAUACUGGAGAAGUUAAUUUCACCAGCUCAUAAGGCUUUGCCUGGCAAAAAUUUGAGAGCGCUCAUUUUAUCACCAACUAGAGAAUUGGCCUUACAAACUAUAAGGUUUGUCCGAGAAUUGGGAAAAUUCACUGGCCUCACAUCAGCAGCAAUCCUUGGAGGGGAGUCUAUAGAACAGCAAUUUAGUGUCAUGUCUGGAAAUAUACCUGAUAUAGUUGUGGCAACACCAGGACGUUUCCUGCAUAUUUGUAUAGAAAUGAGCUUAAAGCUAGAUAAUAUAAGAGUGGUAGUGUUUGAUGAGGCAGAUAGACUUUUUGAGCUAGGAUUUGGUGAGCAACUGCGUGAAAUUGUCGCUAGACUACCAUCCAGUCGACAGACUUUACUGUUCUCUGCAACAUUGCCAAAAAUGCUAGUGGAAUUUGCCCGAGCUGGUCUAAGUGAUCCUGUGCUGAUAAGACUGGAUGUAGAUUGGAAGUUACCAUCUACGUUGUGGUUGGGUUGGAUUGUUGUGAGAGCCGAGUUGAAGACUGCAGCUUUGUUGCUCCUGCUAGACAAAGUUCUUACCACAAACACCCCUCAAGCAGUUGUUUUUGCUGCUACAAAGCAUCAUGUGGAAUAUUUGCAUUUGGUACUUCACCAAGCUGGUAUAUCAUCCACUUACGCCUAUUCUGGUUUGGACGCGUCGGCUCGUAAAAUCGCUUUGGGAAAAUUUACAAAUAAGAAGUGUUCCGUAUUGAUAGUAACAGAUGUUGCUGCUCGAGGUCUGGAUCUGCCAUCUUUGGAUACAGUUAUCAACUACAAUUUUCCAGCUAAACCGAAGUUAUUUGUACAUAGAGUCGGUAGAAGUGCCCGUGCUGGUAGAUCCGGGCGAGCUUUCUCAUUGGUGGCAGCAGAGGAUGUCGCCCAUUUACUCGACCUGCAACUCUUCCUCGGAGCUGAGCUGAUAAAUCCUUCGCAGGUGAAAGAGAGUGGUGCAGCAUGUCCCAGUGGCGUUUGGGGUUCAAUGUCCACUAGUGCAUUGGAGCUACGACACCAAGAUGUGAUGGCAUGGGAAAAGAAUCACUCAGAAAUCGAAGACGCGGCCCGUGUAUGCGGCCGUGGUUGGCAGCAAUAUGUGAAAUGGAGAGAACCAGCAUCAGCCGAUGCGAACAAACGAGCGAAACUCGUCAACCUGCCGACUCUGGUUCAUCCCUUCUUAUUGGAUGAGGGACAGGAAGCAGUUGUCGAGCUAGUUGAUAAGAUCAAGAACUUUAGACCUAAGGGUACAAUACUGGAGUUGACUGGUAGAAAUGAUUCACCGAUGUACCUGGCUAUGAAGGCGAAGAGACGUGUUCAUGGCAGGACGGUCCAGAAGACUAGGGAUAACAAAGAUGGAUUCGGUGACAACACUGAAAUAAACUCGCUUACCACGCCAAAUGUUCCCGUAAAAGGAAAAAAGAAAAAAGAGGUAGUUCGAGACGAGAACUAUAUACCACACUUUGCUAGCGAUCAGCACACGGAGAGCGGAAUGUCUGUAAACUUCUCGAUGGGCGCAUCGCAAGCGGAGUUAGACAUGGGCGCGGAUUGUGGCGAAGCCGACAGAGCGAAAAGAUCGCAGAUGCGGUGGGACAGAAAGAGAAAGAAGAUGGUGAACGUUGACCCCGAUGGCGGUCGUAAAAUGAUUCGUACAGAGAGCGGUGGGCGGGUGCCCGCGUCGUACCGAAGUGGAAAAUACGACGAAUGGAAACGAAGGAAUAAUGCCCACACGGAUUACGAUAACGAAGAAGAUCAAGGACGCAAGCCUAAUAAACAAGCAUCAGAAUUCCGUCCACGCUGGGUGAAGCACAACGAGAGAGUAGCGAAGAAAAAUGCAGAAAAAUCCUCGCACGAAAUCAGGGACAAGCAGCAGAUUGUCAAAGAGCGAUUACGGAGGGAGAAAAUCAAACAGAAACUCAAAUAUAAAAUGCGCUCCAAGAAGAAAAAGAAGUGA
Leptosia nina is the source of this 2244-nucleotide messenger RNA. The record is from the annotation of a GenBank genome assembly. Lineage: Eukaryota; Metazoa; Arthropoda; Insecta; Lepidoptera; Pieridae.